Messenger RNA from Cladophialophora carrionii CBS 160.54, 1203 nucleotides. RefSeq lists its product as uncharacterized. The record is from RefSeq and is a predicted model, not a curated record. The transcript has 2 exons. The coding region runs from base 1 to 1203 and encodes 400 amino acids. Lineage: Eukaryota; Fungi; Ascomycota; Eurotiomycetes; Chaetothyriales; Herpotrichiellaceae.
AUGCUGUUUCCUUGGCCAACGCGGCUCAACUUCGUCGUCGUCAUCAUCAUUGUCGCACUGAUCUUGUUCUACACAUCCUUCCGGGCACCUAUUCCCAAAGAGCAAGAUGUCGUCGAAAUCCCUGCUACCCCUCCCACCGGAUCGAACACGAAGCCAGCGACGAAGUCGAGCUAUGUCGAUGAUUCGAUAUACCAAGUGCAGAACGAGACGCUAGGUUUUCAAGAGAUAUACAUGAUUUCCCUGCCCGGGAGGACGGACAAACAGGAUGCCUUUGCGAUGCAGGCAGCGUUCUCGGACAUCGCAUAUACGCAGAUGGAUGGAGUCUACGGACAUGAAGUACCGGCGAAGGCUUUACCGCAUACGAUGGACCAGGCGGGUAACGUGAUCGGAUGUUGGCGUGCACAUAUGAAUGUUUAUCAACGGAUGGUGCAUGAAAAGGUGUCUAGCGCCCUGAUUUUCGAAGACGAUGCCGACUGGGACGUGGCGAUUAAGCUGCAACUCGUACAAUUCGCCAGAGGGUCAAGGUUCAUCACGAACACGACCCAGGAUGCAACACCUCACUCUCCCUAUGGCGAUGACUGGGACAUUCUGUGGAUAGGCCAUUGUGGUACUUGGGUGCUUCCUGACGACAACCGCCGGUUUUUCGUCAUUCCUGACGAUCCUACCACCGAACUACCACAAUUCCGGCAUGACAAUGUCGACCAGCCCAAGAUGACUCCUUGGGAAAAGGGUCCCGAUGGUGGAAAUCAUACGAGGAUAGUCUUUCGUUCCGAGGGAGCAGUGUGUACGGCGGCAUACGCCAUCUCCCAAAAAGGCGCACGGAAAGCUCUUUACCACAUGUCAAUGGUCCCGUACAAUAGUCCCAUCGACUGGGGCUUGGCCAACCUGUGCAAGAAUAAGGAGUACAACCUCACUUGCAUAUCACCGUGGCCUCAACUUGUUGGGGUAUCUCGACCAACCGCAAAUACAGCCAAAUGGAGCGACAUCGGUUAUGGUCCGGACGAUCAGAGACAGGUCGAAGAGGGCCAGUCACUACAUCUUGUGUAUCCCAUGCGUCAGAACAUUCCAAAUCUGCUUCAAGGGAAGGAGAUCUUUGACAGCAGGUAUCCCGACAUCGCCCCACCCAGGAGCAUUAGAGAGAUUGGAAGUGCAGUCGGCCAUAUUGAGAUUCUGGAACCCGAGGACGUGCCUGAGCUGGGCUGA